Messenger RNA from Mizuhopecten yessoensis (Yesso scallop), 2170 nucleotides. RefSeq names its product dual specificity protein phosphatase 7-like. The coding region runs from base 314 to 1363 and encodes 349 amino acids. NCBI's taxonomy places the organism in Eukaryota, Metazoa, Mollusca, Bivalvia, Pectinida, Pectinidae. Gene Ontology annotation, biological process: protein dephosphorylation; negative regulation of MAPK cascade. Gene Ontology annotation, molecular function: protein tyrosine/threonine phosphatase activity; MAP kinase tyrosine/serine/threonine phosphatase activity. The transcript has 3 exons. The record is from RefSeq and is a predicted model, not a curated record. Gene Ontology annotation, cellular component: cytoplasm; cytosol.
GCUUCAUAAAACUCGGAGAUCUAUAAAUCGGAGUGGAGACGAAACACGGUUAUAAUGGUAUUGAGCUGACUACAAGUUCCAUCACAAACUAGAACAAGUAUGGAAAAUAACAGUUCUUAAACCAAGGAUAUAAACAACAACAACAGUUUACUGUAGUCUGAGGAUCUUAUAUUACUUCUUGUGUUCAGCUUUUACGUGAUUUUCCCACUGCCAGCGUUAUAUUUUACUCGUGCCGUCGACAAGCGGAUUACCAGCCCUUUAACGGUGUUGAUAUUAUACAUUAGUGUUUUGUUCAGUUAACUUUCCGUCGCAGAUGCCUUGCGUAGAGUGUAUGCUUAAAAUGUCGGGAAAUUUUGUGAGUCCAGACGGCCUGGUAGGUCUCUUCGGGUCGAGCGAGUCUCCCCUUCUCCUUGACUGUCGCUCUCAAGCCGAUUUCACGAGAUCUCACAUCAAAGGCGCCAUAAACAUAACGCUACCGAGCCUUAUGCUACGGCGAUUAAAGAAAGGAAAUCUUAAACUUUCGUGUGUCAUUCAAAAUAACGAAGCAAAGGACAAAUUUAAUAAGCUUUGGAAAUCCCGCAAUGUCGUGUUGUACGACGAAUGUUCAACCGACCCCAACUCAAACCCCUCCAGUAUUAUCGAACUCUUGUUGAAAAAGUUGAAUCAGGAUGGAGCUAAAACGAGCAUUCUAACCGGUGGUUUUCCGUCUUUUGAGAACAUACACAGAGACCAUUGUGUCGGACAAGAAAAUGUGGAAGAGACUAUUUUUGGAUUGUGCAAUUUAAAAAUUUCUGACGAUUCUGGGAACGGUACGUCAGAUUCUGACUGUGAUAAUGUGAACUCUCCCACGGCUAUGUCCCCGUUCCCAGUGGAAGUGCUGAAGUACCUUUAUCUCGGCAACGCCCGAACCUCGGCAGAUAUUGGCCAGCUGAAAAAACACGGGAUCAGAUACAUUCUCAACGUUACCCCAAAUGUCCCUAACAAAUUUGAAGAAGACAACGACUUUAAAUAUAUGCAGAUUCCUGUAGCUGAUCAACUGUCCCAGAACUUAUCCGCCUUCUUUCCUGAAGCCAUAGCAUUCAUUGAUGAGGCUCGUGAACAGAAGCACGGCGUAUUGGUGCACUGUUUAGCAGGGAUCAGCCGAUCAGUAACCGUGACGGUUGCCUAUCUGAUGCAGAAACAAAAGAUGAGCCUAAACGAAGCAUACGACCACGUCAAAGGAUGUAAACCAAACAUUUCCCCGAACUUCAACUUUAUGGGACAAUUGCUUGACUUUGAGAAAGCCCUUACAGGUGUUGACCGCACUUCGGGUUUCACGUCAUGUUCAGACUCUACAAACACAAAACUAGUGGCGGAGACGUGAUCAGCACUCGUAUCACAAAUCGAACCCACCUAGUAUCUCAGGGUGCCUGUCGGGUGCUAGCACCUCGCCCUACGUAGUUCCCGCCCCCAGAAGUUGAUCCUUUGCCUCGUUGGGAGAAUGACACAAACAUAAUACUGAUAUUAACUAGAAACGACCCGACGUGUCGAGGCGACUCGAAAAAGCGGACUCUUCAAGAGACAGAUAACAAUGUGCCAAUUAUACUGGGUUCUACCAGUAACUUCGAGGUUACAAAUCAAAUGCGCCAACUGUUUCCGAAAACAGAAUCGAGGCAAAUCGGAAACUGGCAUUGAUAAGUGCCUUUUUGUCUUUCAUGGAUGCUUUCUCUACAAUGUAAUUUAGCAUUUGUAUCUCGGUAUACGGAGAAUAAAUGUAGAAAAUACGGCAGCUAACAGUUUAGCUUUCAAAGCACACUGACCAAACCGCGUGACGUUACACAACAUAGAACGCUUGACCAAUAGAUGACGGGUAUGAAACUCCAUACACACAUCAAUCCACCGCCAUUUAUAUUGUUAUUCAUAGAAUGAACGACGUCUGUAGAUGUCUGGAUUUGUUAGAGAGCUAUUUCAUUCUCCAUUAUUCAUCCUUCAUUAUUCAUUGAACAUUUUUAUUAAAUGAAGAUAUAUUUUUCUCAUAACUCAUCUCCAUCUCGUACCAUAGUCGUACUAUAUAUAUUUUUCAUUGUUACAAAAUAUUAAAAGAAUGUUAUCAUGUUUUGUCAUUGUUUCGUUGUGUACUUGAUAAUGUUUACAACAGAAGACAAAUAAAAGUCUCGUUUUAUAGUGCUAA